CUCCACCUCAUUUGAUGCCUAAUAUGUCAAAACAUGUUUAUCCGUUGUAGCUAUGGAAACGAAACAGUGACACUCGCCGAGAACCACGGUUACCGUAGCAAUAAUAAAUACCAGUUUUUCACGGUUGCUACAAAUAGUCUGAAAUACAGUAUUUUAAUAGGAAGUUAACUAAAAAUGGCUGGUGUUAAUAGAAGUAACAAUACAAAAGAUUCGAAAAAAAAGGAUAAAGUAGCAGAUUCCCUCCGGGAUGAAAUGGAAUUGGUCACUGCAGCUUCAUUGGAACUUCAAAAGUUAAAAAGACAACUUCGCCAAACACGAACUGACUUGAAUUCGUCGAACAUUUUAAGCCGCAAGACCAUACAACGCCAAUGUAAGGGAAUCGAAAUGCUCGAGAAAGAAAAGGCGGAUUGCGAAGCAAAAUUAUCUCUGAUUAAAGCGUCUCAAAAGCCUCCACCAGCAGUACAUAGAUUAAUAUCCAAGUAUCACCAAGCUUUGCAACUGCUAGAACAUGUGCGUCAAGAAUUCCAUUUCGCUAAAACAGAACUUAGCGAUAAAGAAAAAAAACGUUCAAGUACGUGUAGAUCAUUGGUGACGGAAGUUUCAACGAAAUCACCGCAAGACAAACUUGAUCAAGUGAUGUUGCAAUACAAUAAGAUAUUAGCAAAAAACGUACAACUUCGAAUGCAGCUAGAAGAAAUGAUGAAAGUAAAAGAAGAGUUUAUAAAAAAUUUGAAACAACUGCAAAAUGAACGAAGCCAAGUGAGAAUUGCCGUAGAUCGUCUUUAUGAAGAAAAUACUACCCUUUUUUUGCAGAGAGAAGAGUUUCGGUUGAAACUGAACCUUUUACGUGAGAAAUUGGAAACGACCCGCAUACAAGGCCAACGGGAUCUCCGUGAAUAUCGUCGGCUUUUAAACAAUGAUGAAAAGCUCAACAGCUUCCUGGAGAUGAAAAAUCAAGAACGUUUGUGCAUCGAUUUUACAAAUCGCACGAACGCGCACCCUACUAGCGAUGAUCAUAUUGCAGUCAAAGUAGUUGAGGAGUGGCGAGAAACCCUAAUUGCCGAAUGUGGUCACUGCAAUUUUGGUGAAAUAGUGCAACAAUAUCUCCAUAAUUUGGAGCAAGGGUACGUGAUGUAUGGUUUAAUUGCUCAAAAGAAUAAUGAAAUCGAUCGCUUGGAAGAUGAGAUAAGUGAAAUGGAGCAAAGUUUGGAACAUCGCCGAACCAAAAGUCAUCAACAAUCUGAACCUGCUUCGUCACAUUCGCAUUUGGAGAACAGGAAUACUUCAAAUAUGAGGAGUCCUCAUAAGCAAGACCAAGAAUUGUCAAUCGCCUCCCAAUUUGUAGCAAAAUUUCAAAAAAUUCUGAACUCAAUGGAGCUUCAAAUAACUUUGGCAGACCAAGCAAACCCCAUAUUUUGUGAUUUGCCUAAAAUGAUUGAACAGUGCAACUUAGGAUGUACGUUACUAACAGAACGUACUACUCAAUUAGUUGCAAGUGUCACGUCAACUGACAGCGUUUCAAACAAACAGCAAUCAUGGGAUUACCCUGCAAUUCCACCGUUGACAACUUCACGAUCUUCUAGCUCAUCUGGUUCACUCGAAAGUACAAAUUAGUGGAGCGCUUGAAAAUUUAAAAGGAGCUAAUAAAUGAUCUUUUCAAAAUGCAUUCAUUGCUUUUUAUGAUUUACUCACUAACAAGAUUAACACUAAACUAACAUCGCAAAAGAUUGUUUGAGAAUAGUAACACGGUGGACACAGCGGCCUACAAUCAACUCCGAAAUCAUUGGCUCAAC
Daphnia magna is the source of this 1793-nucleotide messenger RNA. It is a transcript of the gene Ccdc114, whose product is annotated as outer dynein arm-docking complex subunit 1. NCBI's taxonomy places the organism in Eukaryota, Metazoa, Arthropoda, Branchiopoda, Diplostraca, Daphniidae. The transcript has 2 exons. Gene Ontology annotation, cellular component: axoneme. Gene Ontology annotation, biological process: outer dynein arm assembly; cilium movement. The record is from RefSeq and is a predicted model, not a curated record. The coding region runs from base 175 to 1614 and encodes 479 amino acids.